This is a messenger RNA of Symbiodinium natans, 447 nucleotides long. The record is from the annotation of a GenBank genome assembly. NCBI's taxonomy places the organism in Eukaryota, Dinophyceae, Suessiales, Symbiodiniaceae.
AUGGGAGUUGGCACGAAUUACUUCCCAAUGAAGCUGGAGCUCGAGCCCAGAUUGAAGAAACUCGUCUCUGAUGAGGAGUUCAAGCAUAUCGAGGCAUUCCCCAGCAUUCUGCGAUUGCUGUUGCACUUUGACUUCGUCCAAGAGCUCGAAAGUCAAGGUCCUACAAGAAUGCAGGGCUUUGGCGGACUCUCCUUCUCGCGCGUUUUGGAUAACAAGAAGCUGUUCCUGGACUCGGAGACUUUCUGGGUGCAGAUGAACUAUCAGCUGAUCCACCUCAUGGACUUCCUUCCCAUAGCUGAUUGGAGCCUGAGGCUGGACGACACGUACCUGGAUGUGUUUGCCGCUGUGCACAAGCUUCUCAAAAGCUGUGGAAAGCUCUUGGUGCUUUGGCUCCAUGUGCCUCAUGCCACUUCCGAAUCCCAUGGUUUUCGCAAUCAGUGGGUCUAG